Nicotiana tabacum (common tobacco) is the source of this 459-nucleotide messenger RNA. The record is from RefSeq and is a predicted model, not a curated record. Lineage: Eukaryota; Viridiplantae; Streptophyta; Magnoliopsida; Solanales; Solanaceae.
AUGUCGUCUACUUACCGCAUUUGCGGUCAAAGAACUGCUUUUGCGAUUUUUACUUAUUCUGCCCCGAUCCGCAUCUGCGAUGCACCAGCCGCACAUGCGCCAUUGCAGGUGAGGGCGUCAACAGAUCAUAUCCAUACUGUGAUAGAUGGUGUGAAGUGGUACAUUGUGUGUCUUGAAAACAAGAGAUGCAGGUGUGGGAAAUUUCAGCUUGAUGAACUUCCUUGUGCGCAUGCUUUGGUUGCUUUAAGGCACAUGAAUGAGUCUUAUGAAAACUAUUGCUCGCCGUUUUACACAAGGGAGAGCCUAUUGCGUACUUAUGAAAUACCAGUAAAUCCCAUGCCUGAUGAAAGCAAAUGGAAUGUGCCACAACAUAUAUCUGAAGAAGUAGUAAAUCCACCUACAGGAGGGAAAAGACAGCCAGGAAGACCUCAAAAAGAAAGAUACAAAACAUAUGAUUAA